Messenger RNA from Ananas comosus (pineapple), 1007 nucleotides. RefSeq names its product 40S ribosomal protein S8-like. Gene Ontology annotation, molecular function: structural constituent of ribosome. Gene Ontology annotation, biological process: maturation of SSU-rRNA from tricistronic rRNA transcript (SSU-rRNA, 5.8S rRNA, LSU-rRNA); translation. Lineage: Eukaryota; Viridiplantae; Streptophyta; Magnoliopsida; Poales; Bromeliaceae. Gene Ontology annotation, cellular component: ribosome; cytosolic small ribosomal subunit. The transcript is spliced from 5 exons. The coding region runs from base 98 to 769 and encodes 223 amino acids. The record is from RefSeq and is a predicted model, not a curated record.
UAUCGUUACUAGUGUUUGUGGUUGCGUAGGGUUUUACGCGGCGGCGUGGUAGUGACUUGAGAAGAAGAAGCAGGAGAAUCGUCUUCGCUCGCUCACGAUGGGGAUCUCCCGUGAUUCCAUGCACAAGAGGCGCGCCACCGGGGGGAAAAAGAAGGCGUGGAGGAAGAAGCGAAAAUAUGAGUUGGGUCGGCAGCCCGCAAACACCAAGCUUUCGAGCAACAAGACGGUGAGGAGGGUCCGGGUUCGAGGGGGGAAUGUGAAGUGGAGGGCCCUCCGCUUGGACACGGGAAACUACUCGUGGGGGAGCGAGGCUGUGACCCGCAAGACCCGUAUCCUCGACGUGGUCUACAAUGCCUCGAACAAUGAACUUGUGAGAACGCAGACCCUUGUGAAGAGUGCGAUCAUCCAGGUUGACGUUGCUCCCUUCAAGCAGUGGUACCUCCAGCACUAUGGUGUUGAGAUUGGGAGGAAAAAGAAGGCCCCUGCUGCUGGGAAGAAGGAAGCAACUGAGGAGAGUGAAGGUGCCACAGAAGAAGCAAAGAAGAGCAACCACGUCCUCAGGAAGCUUGAGAAGCGGCAACAAAAUCGUACGCUUGACCCACACAUCGAAGAGCAAUUUGCCAGUGGGAGGUUGCUGGCCUGCAUCUCUUCUCGUCCAGGCCAAUGUGGCCGAGCUGAUGGAUAUAUAUUGGAAGGGAAAGAGUUGGAGUUCUACAUGAAGAAGAUUCAGAGGAAGAAGGGCAAGGGUGGUGCCGGGGCUGCUGCUUAAGCCGAGAGCUCUUAUUAGUUGUUUACUCCCUCAAGUUUCCAGUUGCCUAUUUGCGCACUUUUCUAUCGCUCUAUUAGAGCUUAAAAUCUCGAAUGUCGUUAUUGUGAAUGUUCCACUUUGCUAUAGUGGUUUAGCAUAGAGAGUUUUACUGUGUCAUUUUUGCUGAUUAACUAAAUUGUUUGGUGACAGAUUUUGAGUUAAAAGAGUUUGAGCAGAAAAGCAGGAUGUUUUUUCAACA